AUGGCUAUCGCACUCCAAGGGCGAUUAUCGUCUUUGAUCUACUCAGGCUUCCUCGACUUCAACGAGUCCUACCACGCCGGGUGGAACGAAGCAACGCGAUAUCCAGAGAAGUACUCCACUACGUACAUGCACCUGGACGCGUACUCUGUAAGAGCGGCCUCGGUGCGCACGGUGGAUGUGGAGCAACUCUUCGAGGCCAGCAAUACCUAUGGACCGCCAUUCGCAAAGCUUAGCGUCCGCAAAUUGGGAGAUAUCAAUGUCACAACGCCAUCAGUGGAGGUACGGUGCGCUAUUAGCACUUCAGACUUGAAUACGCCUCCUGGCAUUACGAUCUCUGAGAUAGACGACAGCUCGUCGCGGACACCAUUUGUUUCCGUUCAUCUUGAUGAAGUCAACAGCAUGAACUCUAGCGCUACGCGAUACAACAUAUCACUCCAACAAUCGCUCUUUCCGCUCACAUCCUGGACGCUACAGAGUACGGAUCACACAUGGCCAGGCGUGACUUUAGGCCCGUUCGAAAACGGUCUAUACACGAGCCCUUACCCUACCGAUCGUCUACUCUUGCAACGUCUCCACAGUGCGCUACAAACCACCAUGUCUGAGCUUGAAACGCUUUCCGCUCUAGCAUUCCCCGGAAUCGUGAAUAACACAAACCCCUCGCUUGAGCUAAUACCAUCCGCAUACCUUCGUUUCCUUGUCUCGCGUGCUCGGCGCAUGCGAACCCAACAACAAAACGCGGCUCAGUCCAUCGACGACGAUAUCCCGUACAUCGCGCGCCUUCUCGCCUUCUGGGCCCAGCACAUGCUCACUAUAGCUCACUAG
Molecule: messenger RNA, 822 nt
Organism: Trematosphaeria pertusa
Lineage: Eukaryota; Fungi; Ascomycota; Dothideomycetes; Pleosporales; Trematosphaeriaceae
Exons: 2
Coding region: 1-822 (273 amino acids)
Source: RefSeq, a predicted model, not a curated record